Molecule: messenger RNA, 1677 nt
Organism: Olea europaea var. sylvestris
Lineage: Eukaryota; Viridiplantae; Streptophyta; Magnoliopsida; Lamiales; Oleaceae
Product: mechanosensitive ion channel protein 10-like
Exons: 6
Coding region: 1-1677 (558 amino acids)
Biological process (GO): monoatomic anion transport; detection of mechanical stimulus
Cellular component (GO): plasma membrane
Molecular function (GO): mechanosensitive monoatomic ion channel activity
Source: RefSeq, a predicted model, not a curated record
AUGGCGGAUUCAAGUUUUUUGUUAAAAGAGAUGAAACUUGUAAGUAAAAAUACUCUUUACAUUUACUCAUCUAAAUUGUUUAGGGUGUUGGUUGUGUGGGAGAACAUUGAAAAGGAUUCAAAAUUACCAAAUUUAGAUGCUUCAAAGGAUCAUAAAUCUAAACUUUCAGCAGAUUCACCUCGUAGAAUCUCGAAUGAUUCGCCUUACAUUGCUCAUAAUGCGGGGCCAAUCAGUUGCUCUUCUCCAGAUGUGGGGCUCAGUCCCAGUGGAAACAGACCUCCGAAAAUUCCAACAGAGACACUUACUAGACGAAAAUCGCUUUCAAGGUCAGUUUACUCGAAGCCCAAAUCAAGAUUUGGUGAACAAUCUUUGCCCCUAGAUACUAAAAUGUUUGAAGAAAAUGGAUCAUCAACGCAAGAACACAUAAUAUCAAGUCGGGGUUCGCCUAUUACUAAAAUUGAUGCUAAUAGUACUAGUAUUAAGGACAAUAUUAGGCCUUUGUCGAUAACACCUAAGACGCCCUUGAUGUCAUCUCCUGGUGGUUUCAGAGGAGUGGAUGAGGACGAGGAGAUAUAUCGCAGAGUGAACAGUAGAAAGAAGUUGAAGCAUAGGAAAUUGAAAGCUAAGGUUUUGAUUGAAUGGUUGCUGUUUCUCUGCAUUGUUGGCUGUUUAAUUGCUAGCGUAACUAUUGAUGAGUUUCAAGGUUGGAGGCUUUGGGGUUUGAGAAUUUGGAAGUGGUGUGUUCUUGUUUUGGUUACCUUUAGUGGCCUGAUGGUUACUGCAUGGUUAAUUCGUUUUUUUGUUUUAUUGAUUGAACUCAACUUUUUACUCAAGAGGAAGGUCUUGUAUUUCGUUUAUGGCCUGAAGAAGAGCGUUCAGGUCUGUAUCUGGCUGAGUUUGGUUCUUGGCGCUUGGGUUUUGCUAUUUCAAGAAGGGGUUGGGCGAACCAGUGUGACUACCAAGAUUUUGCAUUACAUUACCUGGACUAUUGCUUCGCUACUCAUUGGUGCAUUCUUGUGGCUCUUAAAGACUUUACUGCUAAAGAUUUUGGCAGCUUCAUUCCAUGUCAACUCUUUCUUUGAUAGGAUUCAAGUAUCAAUCUUCCACCAGUACAUUCUAUUCACCCUGUCUGGCCUACCAGUCAUGGAGUCAGCUCAGAUGUUGGGGAAAUCGAACAGUAAUGCAAGUCAAUUCAGUUUUCGAGUGACAAAGAAGGGGAAGGAAGGCAAGGAAAAGAAUAAGAAAGAGGUGAUUGAUAUCAAUAAACUCCAUCAAAUGAAGCAAGAAAAAGUCUCUGCUUGGACCAUGAAGAUGGGUAACGAACAGGCAGAUAAAGAGAUUACCAAUAAGGAGGAAGCAAUUGCUGCUGCAUAUCACAUUUUCAGGAAUGUAGCUCAGCCUGGUUGCAACUACAUUGACGAAUUGGACCUAAGGAGAUUCAUGAUUAAAGAAGAGGUGGACUUUGUAUUCCCAAUGAUUGACACAGCUGAGACUGGACAGAUUAACCGGAAAGCUUUGACAGAAUGGGUGGUAUGUGAGACCUUUUCCAAUUCAUGUCACAUAGGUAGUGCAUUGAUCUUAGAUACAAUGUAUACUAUCUCAAGACAGAAUAAUUUUGAGAAUGGUAUGGCUAAUGUCGGAGCGGAGCGGAGCAGAGCGGCUGUAUCGGCCUUGUGA